GGAUGGAUGUGACAUCACAUUCUACUGCAUCUAACGCCACUGAAGGCGGCGAAAACAAGUCGGAAAACCAGUCAGAAUGCAUCGUGAUCCAACCGACAGCCAACGGGACGCUCCCGCAUCACAGCACAGAUGAAGCUCCUCCCCCUGCCUCUCAUAGGUCAGACCCUGACAGCAGUGAUGACUGUUCGACAGAUGGCUCCUCCACCAAUGACGUCUCUCGCCUCCUGCCCGCUCAGCCCUCAUUGUCACCGUGGAAACAGAAAGGUGUGGACAGCUCAUCGUCAACAUCCCCUCCCCCCGUCUGCACUCCUCCAUCUUCCUCUAUGAAAUCUCCUCCUCCUCCACCUGCCUCUCGGUCGUCCACCUCUAACAGACAUCAUCAUCAUCACCACCAUCAGAGCACCAAGCAGAAGCGUUUAUCCUCCACUAAAAGCCAAGCCUCCUCCAAGACAGACGCCACCCACAUUAAGGAGGUCGCUGGAGAUGCAUGGAGGUUUGCUUAUCUCUGCAGAGCACGCACGGGCCGAUGAACCCUCCUGCUCCUCCCAGCAUUAGGCGCUCUGCUUUCUACCAACCGACUCCCCGCAGGAUGACAGGGUGAUAGCAGCGCCCAGUGGUCAUCAGAUCUGUUAGAAGCUGCUUGUUUUCUCACAAAGUUUAAAUGCCAGAACGUCCUGACUCUGCUCGUAUGAGGCCACGUGACGAGAACUUUCUUGCUGCUUCCUGUUCAUAACGGCUAAAAUUCAGAUUCCUACUUCUGAUUCUGACAGUAAGAAAACUCACCGCUUGUCUUUACUCUCAGCUAAAAACUGUCUGCUUAGAUAAAAACCCUCAGAUGAAACUCAAUAAACAAACACACAAAGACAAUAACGUGCUGAAAAAUGAAGCUACAAUAUUUCAAGAAUAGAGUCACAAUGUUGCAUGAAAGAACAAAAAAAAGUCAUCAUCUCUUAAAUCUGUGAAACUAAAAGUCAUCUAGUUUCAUUUUUUAGUUUUUCCAGAGUUUGUAUGCAAAAACAUUGAAACAAUACAAUGUGAAAAAAAGUUACAUGGAGAAAAAGUUGUGUUAAUGUAACA
This is a messenger RNA of Pundamilia nyererei, 1077 nucleotides long. Its product is annotated as A-agglutinin anchorage subunit. The record is from RefSeq and is a predicted model, not a curated record. The coding region runs from base 3 to 530 and encodes 175 amino acids. Lineage: Eukaryota; Metazoa; Chordata; Actinopteri; Cichliformes; Cichlidae. The transcript has 4 exons.